This is a messenger RNA of Pelagomonas calceolata, 1204 nucleotides long. NCBI's taxonomy places the organism in Eukaryota, Pelagophyceae, Pelagomonadales, Pelagomonadaceae. The record is from the annotation of a GenBank genome assembly.
CACACACAACUUAAUAACAGCAUACGACAUCGACGAGGCGACGCAUCACUCGUCGGGCCGGAACGGCCGCGCCCAGACCGCCUCCUGAUCAUCGAUGCGCUUCGCGAGGAUCACCUCGAGGCACGUCCUGUCUUCGGAGAGGGCCCAGGUGCACUCGCUCGCGACGACGGGGCCCUCCAGGGUCCUCGCGACGACCGCGGCACCCUCCAGCGACACCGAUAGUUUUUGUGAACCGAACUCGACUUUCAUGGCUUUCGCCGACGGCGCCGCCCGCGGCAACUUCACAUCAACCUCCAUGCGCUCGGGCGUCUCGCGCCAUAGCCACCUUUCUGGAGUCUCCCCAUCAAUACUGCCGCCGGUCGGCCAGUACGUCUGUCGUUCGGGCUCCUUGUCGUCCGGCACGACGUCGUCCAACAGGUCUUCUUCCAUGUCGUCGAGCAGCGCCUUCUCCUCGACCGUCUCCUCGCGCGCGUCGCCCCUUUCUCUCCUUUCGGCGGCAAGCUCGAGCUCCCUCCUUAGUACAUCGUCGUCGUCGUCGUCGACCCGAUCCGCGCCGAACACCUCGACGCCCGCCGCCCAGUCCCUUACAUUUAACAGCUCGAGCUCGAACACGACGUGCGCUUGCGCGGGAACGUGCGGCUCCGCGCCGUCGCCGAAGGCCCAGUCCGGCCCCGCCAGGAUCUCCACCCGAUCCUGGGGAGCCAUCGUCGCCACGCAGGCGUCCCAGGCCCGCGUCGCUUCGCCGGACCCGCCGCCGAGCGUGAAUUCUAACGUGCUGUUCGGCUGCAGCGCCCCUAUCCUCUCGCCGCGGCACCACCAGUUGCCCUGCUUCUCGGCGAGCCAGGCCGUCCAGCGCACGCUGCACUCGGCGCCCGGCGGCGGCUUCGGGCCUCCUCGAGGUGGCGUAAGCCGUCGAACGCAGCACGCGCCCUUGCCGUUCGAGAGGUCUUCCCAGCCUUGCGGUGCGGCCCUUGGUGCCGUGAUGCGUUUUCUGGGAGUGUGGUGGAAGGCCUGGGCCGCCUGCGUUGCGCAGAGGAGCGCUGCUGCUGCUGCUCUUGCUCUCAUAGCUCACACAGCUGCAAAAUCGUGCCGGUUUUCGUUGCAGCUCUUGUAAUUCGAGUAAUUGUACGCGAUAAUUGAGCUCUGUGCAGUGAGUACAGUCCAGCGGCGGCUAAUUGCGCGCGGCCAAGUGCCUCUGCAGCAG